Cervus elaphus (red deer) is the source of this 1782-nucleotide messenger RNA. Its product is annotated as carcinoembryonic antigen-related cell adhesion molecule 3-like. The transcript has 9 exons. Gene Ontology annotation, cellular component: plasma membrane; cell surface. Gene Ontology annotation, biological process: regulation of immune system process; signal transduction. The record is from RefSeq and is a predicted model, not a curated record. Lineage: Eukaryota; Metazoa; Chordata; Mammalia; Artiodactyla; Cervidae. Gene Ontology annotation, molecular function: protein tyrosine kinase binding. Bases 103 to 1425 code for a protein of 440 amino acids.
CGGGAAGGACAGCAGAGCUCACACAGCGACUGCAGGGCCUGUGAGCGUUUCUGGACCGGAAGUUCUCCUCACAGAGAGAGGGACCAGCACACAGCAGGCCCCAUGGAGCCCCCUUCAGGUCCUGCAAGCAGGAGGCGUGUCCCCUGGAACAGGCUCCUGCUGGCAGUCUCACUCUUAACCUUCGGGACCCCGCCCACCACUGCCCAGCUCACUAUUGAAGUGGUGCCCCCCCUUGCUGCAGAAGGGACAGACGUUCUUCUACUUGCCCACAACGUGACAGGGAAUCCUUUAGGCUAUACCUGGUACAGCGGAGAAAGGGUAGAAAACAGGCAGCUGAUUGCAUCAUAUAGAGCAGACACUAAUGUAACUACCAAAGGGCCUGCACACAACGGUCGGGAGACACUUUACCCCAAUGGAACCCUGCUGAUCCAGCACGUCACCCAGAAAGACACAGGAUCCUACACCCUGCUCAUUUUAAAGAAUGAUUUACUGACAGAAAGACAGACUGGACACCUCCACGUACACCCGGUGCUACCCACACCCGUCAUCACCAGCAACAACUCCAACCCCUGGGAGCACAAGGACACUGUGGUGUUAACGUGUGGACCUGAGACCCAGAACACCUCCUACAUGUGGUGGAUCAACGAUCAGAGCCUCCCCAGCAGCACGAGGCUGGAACUGUCCGAGGACAAGAGGACUCUCACUGUGUUCAGUGUGACAAGGAAAGACACAGGGCCCUAUGUGUGUGAAGCCCGGAACCCAGUGAGUGUCCGCCGCAGUGACCCAUUCACCCUGCAGGUCCUCUACCCAGUGGCACGGCCCUCCCUCCAAGCCAGCAACACCACAGUCGCAGAACAUGAGGGUCCCGUGGUCCUGACCUGCCUCACAGAUGAGACCAGGGUCUCCAUACGCUGGUUCUUCAAAGGCCAGAGUCUCCUCCUCACAAUGGGGAUGACACUGUCCCUGGACAAUAGCACCCUCACCAUAGACCCCGUCAGCAGAAAGGACGCCGGGGAUUAUCAGUGUGAGGUCUCCAACAGGUCCAACUCCAGCAAAAGUGACCCCCUCAGGCUGAGUGUGACCUGUACAAUGGCAUUCUCAGAUUCUGCUCCUGCCCCCAGAUUGACCCUGGUCCUAGAGGAAGGACACUCCACCCUCCCAUUCUCGGCCUGGAUCUCCAGGCCCUCCCCACUGCCCCGUGGAUAUUCUCUCUCAUCCUUCAGUUCCUCCCUCACCAGUUGCCUGCACCACAACAGAGGGAACUGGCCUCCAGCGUCCACCUCGGGACGUGGUCCCUCUGGCGGCUCUGUCUCCCAGGCCUCCCUACCUGAGGCCAGAUCACCAGCUCCCAUCUACCAGGAAUUACUACGCCCUGACACAGAUGUUUACUGUCAAAUCAACCACAAAGCAGAUGUGGGUCGUUAGUUCCUCCAGACAAGUCUCCUUACGGACUGUGGGAAAGAGCUUACCUGAGACCCAAGACCCGAGUGAGGUCAAGAGGUGGAGCCUGAGGCAGAGAACCAGCUCUGAGACCUGAGGCUAUUCGGGAACCUGGGGCCAGGCUCAGGGUCCUCCUGGAUUCCUGGAGACCCUGACAGGCUGCCCUGAACCCUGGAUGGACCAGAACUCAGACUGCAGCUCCCACAGUGGGGGGAGGUUUCACCAGGGCAAGAGACUGGCCUGUGACCCACUGUGACCAGCUGAGAGAUCUGCAUAAAGAGCACUUUCCUUCCCCUGCUUGCAAAAUAUGCUGCCCUUGAGUCCUGUCCAGCAAGAAAUUCA